AGGGAGAAACCCCAAGGGAAACGAAACGGCAGCCAACUACCAACCAACUCCGGCGUCCUUUCGCCCGGCCGGCCGUCCUCCGCCUGCAUCCUCCCGUGAAUCUCCUCCGUAUUCCAUGCCCGCUCGACAGCAGGACUGAUGAUGAAUGUGAUAACUCCAGUGCAAAUAUGUCAGAUGACUCAGAAGUAAGGGAAUUCAAAUGCGAAGACAGUGAAGAAUCCCUGGAUGCUUCGAUGGCAGCUACUGAACAAUUAAUAAAGAAUGGAGAAUAUGCAAAAACUACCAAAUUUGUAAAACAGAUGGAAAAGAAGAGGAGAAGGGCUAUUGAAAGCAUCGCAGCAUUUUGCUAUGAAGCUGGGAUUCCUUUCAAUGCUCUUUGCAUAGAGAGUUUCCAUUUAAUGGUGGAAGCAAUUGGAAAAUUUGGCCCUGGUUUGCGGGGACCCUCUGUAGAUGAACUCCGAGAUCAUUUAUUGAAGGAGCAAGUUUCAGCUACAACUAAUAGAAUUCGAUGGCUGAAGGAUUCAUUGGAGUUUGGGGGAUGUUCUAUUAUUCUUGACACUUGGGUAGAUGAUAAUGGAAGACGCCUCAUGGUGCUGGGGGGCCACUCUAUUAUCGGUCUGUCUUUCAUCCGGUCCAUCCAUCUUUCAUCAAAGGCUUCUGAUGACACAUAUAUCUUUCGACUAGUUGACUCUUGUAUUGAGGAAAUUGGUGAGAAAAAUGUGGUGCAAGUUGUCUCAAACAUUGAAUCAAACAACAUGGUGGCAAAAAUGCUUACUGCAAAGAGACCCAACAUAUUUUGGACUCAGUGCGCUGCACGCUGUAUUGAUUCGAUGCUUGAAGACAUUGGAAAUAUUGCUUUGAUCAAGAAUACUGUCGUGGAUGCAAGGUCAAUCACGGUUUUUAUGUAUAGUCAUGCACAUUUAUUGGACAUGAUGCGCAAGUUCACCAACCAGAAGGAUUUAGUUCAAGCUGGGGUUACUCAUUCCAUCACGACCUACCUGAACUUGAAGAGCCUUUAUGAUAAGAGGAUCGAGUUGAAGACUAUGUUUGUUUCUAGGGAUUGGGAGGACAGCAAGUGGUCGAAGGAAGCUGUGGGUGAGAAAUUCUAUAAUCUAGUACUAAGCAAGAAGUUCUGGCAUAGAAUGUUGUAUGCUAUUAACAGUCUCGAGCCAAUAGUGGACAUUCUGAGGAGGUCAGACAGUGGGAUUCUAUCUAUGGCAUCCAUUUAUGGUGACCUUGCAAAUGCUAAAAGGGAAAUUGCAUUGCGAUUUUUAAACAUGGAGGAGCACUAUCUGCCUAUUUGGAACAUCAUAGACAAGAGAUGCAAUGCCAGUCUGAAGACACCAUUGCACUUAGCUGGUCGUUAUUUGAAUCCCUUCUAUUACUUCCAGAACAAAAAUGAAAUUGACAAUCUUGGAAUAUACAGAGCCGCACUUGUUGACUGUAUGCAUAGUAUGUGCAAAGAUCCGUCUACUCAAAACAUGAUUCUGAAUCAGUUGGAACUUUACAAGAAUUGUUCGAUAACUGAAGGAGUGGACUAUUCAAAAUUUGAAAAUAUUAAAAACUUGGAUCUUGAUGCAGAUUUUUGGUGGAUGCUACACAGAGAAUUAGGAGAGUUGAAAGAAAUGGCAGUGAGAAUAUUGAGUUUAACAUGUGGUUCCUUGGCAUGCGAGAGAAGUUGGAUUGAAAUGAUCCAUAAGAAGAAGCCAUCUCGGGUUACAUGGAAGCAAUUCUAUGAUUCAGCAUUUGUAAUGGUCAACAAGAGGUUGAAACGGAAGGGUGAAGAGACAUACAGCAGCGAUCCUGUGGUUCCGUAUCUCCCCGAUGAAGAUGAACCGUAUGAAUGGCUGGCUGACAUGCACGAGAAUGAUCAUGCUGUAUUAGAUGUACAUAAAGAUGAAAUUCGAGCAAUGCUGACAGUAAGGAACAGAAGCUGGGAAGAAGGCCCAAAUCAUGCUGGUGAUGCUUCAUGCUUAAAGGAAGGUAAUGAACCGUGGCGGGAUGAUCAGUCUAUUCUAUUAGAAGAAGAAGAACAUGAAGGAAACGAUGAAGAUGGACUGACAAAUUGUAGCAAAAGGAAAAGGCCGUCUGAUGUUUCAUGUCCGAAGCAAGAAAAUAAUUCAUCACGUGUUGUGGACUACAAGUCACCGAAACAAGAGCGUGAGGGAAGCGAUGAAGAAGAACAAAGACACAGUAGCAAAGAGAGCAACUCUUCCGCUGUUCCAUGUUGUAAGGAAGCAAAGAGUUCAUCACGUGUUGCAGGAUACAGAUUACGAAACGAAGAGCACGAGGGAAGUGAUGAAGAAGAACGAAGACACUCCAGCAAAAAGAUCAGACCCUCAUGGGAGGCCAUUGUGUUCCAAAGAUCAUGAUGGUCACUGUUGAUGAUCAUUGUUGCAGCAUCAUGCUUACCGGAGAUGCGUGACGAUUGCAUCUUGUGACCCAUAACAUAGUGACCUCUAGGUCUUAGUAUUACAUCUCUGAAAGUCUGACAGACUGGAAUCAUUCCAUGAUGGCCUCGUGCUCAUGGUAAUUUGAUGGAUAGGCUCCUACAUCUGUGUAGCUUUACACUUGCUAAGUAGUUAAAUCUGCAAUCAGUCGACUGCUAAUCAUCUUAUGGUGUUUUAACUUUUGAAGCUUGAGAACCGGAGGAUCAUUUCGCUAAAAAGGACAAGAGCGACAGAGGUGAAGGAGCAUCUAAACAGCUCCAGUUUGUUUCAGAGUUUCAAAUCAAAUGUUUCUAUGGCCUAAUCGAUUUUAGCUGUAACAAAAGAAGAAUCUGACAAUUUUAAAGAGUAUGGAUUUACCAGGAUCUAUUUUGCUACCCUUUUGUGUAAAGAAUCUUAAAAUUUUAUACAUAGGUGCAGGAUCAUGAGAAGUUCAUGCA
Molecule: messenger RNA, 2887 nt
Organism: Oryza brachyantha (malo sina)
Lineage: Eukaryota; Viridiplantae; Streptophyta; Magnoliopsida; Poales; Poaceae
Exons: 4
Coding region: 168-2372 (734 amino acids)
Source: RefSeq, a predicted model, not a curated record